Messenger RNA from Prorocentrum cordatum, 885 nucleotides. The record is from the annotation of a GenBank genome assembly. Lineage: Eukaryota; Dinophyceae; Prorocentrales; Prorocentraceae.
AUGAAGCUGGGGCGCCUGGGCCUCGCCACUGCCCUGAAGGAGGAGUUCGACUUCAACGAGAGGUGCGAGAUGGCGGCCAAAGGCGACAUCCUGACGAUGAGCCACAGCGCGCCGAGGGCGCUGACCAAGGAGAUCUCCGCCAAGCAGCCCCCCUUGCACCACCAGGCGAAGUUCCUGCUGGUCGUGAGGGCCCUGAAGGACUGGAGGCUCAAGGCGGUAACCAAGGGGAUCGAGGCGGUCAUCGACAAGUUCUGGGACAUCCAGUCCCCAUCGAAGCUGGGGGCCGAUGCAGAGGAGCACGUCGAGUUCAACGUGGAGCAACCGCGACUGAGGGCUGUUGGCGGAUCCACUUCCGAGCGUUGCGGCAAAAUGAUCGACAACCUCUACGACUGCAUCAUGUGCCCGCUGAUUGCCGAUGGGGAGAAUUCGGUGUCCGUGCGCACAGCGAUCUGCAAGAAGCUGACCCUGAAGGUCGACGAGGUGAUGCAGUGCGACCCGAACGGCGAGCUCGAGGACUGGGGCGACACGCUCGUCAACAUGUGCAGCGCGAUGAUCGGCAUCUCCGUGAAGGACUCCAAGCUGACGCGAGAGUGCUGGUUGGCAGCCGAACACAUGGAGAAGACUCAUUCGCCCUUGUUCUCAUCCAUCAAGGCUAUCCCUUUCUGGCGCGACGCGUUGGCAGAGUAUCGCAGGGUGCUUCCUGCGACCAAGAAGCUCCAGGCCCCGAUCAGCGCGGCGGUGGAGGAGCUGCAGGGCCUGCCCGACCCGAUGGCCCCGCAACGCGUCAUCACCAUCGAGAAGAGCAUGGUCCAGCUGACGGAUGCCAAGAACCAGCAGGUGCGCGUGGGUGAGUACGUCGACCUGGAGACGGAGCUCGGCAAGAGG